Danio rerio (zebrafish) is the source of this 3284-nucleotide messenger RNA. The record is from RefSeq and is a predicted model, not a curated record. Lineage: Eukaryota; Metazoa; Chordata; Actinopteri; Cypriniformes; Danionidae.
CAUAGGAGUCAUUCGUUGAACUGAUCUCAAGCUGUAAGAUUCAGUGUCGGUGCUGCGGUGCAUGGUAGUACGGAAACCCUGUCAGAGGAUUUCAAUGCUGUGAUCCUUCUGCAUCGGCGGAACAAUGCACCUUCAAGCACUGUUAACCGAACCGAACCGAACGUCAUGAAAAUCACUUCGAUGCGCUAUUUUGUAUGAAAAAUGGAGCCGGUUCAUCGCUUCUCAGUUCAUAAGACCUGAUGUUGGUCUUCCUUGGAGAUGGAGUAUAUAUGCCCUCACGCUCGACAAGUCUAUCAGAUAAUGGGACGUAAAGAUGGGGAACGACACCAGUUGCUCUCUUUAAAAUAGCCUCUCCUGUCGGAGAAUGACCCCCCCUCAGCGCCUGUCGGAAUGCCGUUUCUCUCCGCGUGCACAAGGGCCACGCGCCAGAUGGCCACAUCAUAACCGACUGUGAUACUUGAUACUAUUGCACUAAAGCUGGACCUAAACUUUGAAGAUCUGAUGGAUUUGAAGAGGGUGCUGUCCUUUCCUCCAUAUCCAGGGGAUUAUCUGCACCCAGUGGUGUACGCCUGCACUGCAGUGAUGCUGCUCUGCCUGCUAAUUUCUAUCAUGACAUACAUUGUGCACCACAGCAUAAUCCGAAUCAGCAGGAAAGGAUGGCACAUGCUCCUCAACUUCCUCUUCCACACUGCCAUGACGUUUGGGGUGUUUGCAGGAGGCAUCAACCAGAUCAAGUACCCUGUGAUCUGUCAAGUGGUUGGCAUUAUCUUGCACUACUCCUCCCUCUCCAGCAUGCUGUGGCUGCUCUUCACUGCCAGGAACGUCUGCAAGGAGGUGUCCAAGGCUCCGCCCAUACCUCAGGACAGGGACCCUCCCACUCAACCACGCCCGAAAGCCACCAUUUUUAGGUUUUAUCUGGUCAGUGGUGGGGUCCCGCUAAUCAUAGUCGGCGUUACAGCUGCUGUUAACUUGGAUAACUACGGUAGCAGAGAUGACGCCCCUUACUGUUGGAUGGCCUGGGAGCCCAGUCUGGGGGGUUUCUACGGACCAACUGCCUUCUUGGUCUUGGUAAUGUGCAUCUACUUUCUGUGCACAUACGUACAGCUAAAGCGGCAUCCAGAGCGCAAGUACGAGCUCAAGGCUAUGACAGAAGAACAGCAGCGUCUGGCUGUGGCUGAAAUUGGCCACUGUCACGCUGUCAGCGGAGAGCCAGGUGAGCACGGCGAUCACACUGGCUGCACGGCCAUCACAGCCUCAAUGCUGGCCAACGAGCACUCGUUUAAAGCUCAGCUUAGGGCCACCGCCUUCACGCUCUUCCUCUUCCUGGCCACCUGGGUUUUCGGAGCACUCGCUGUAUCACAGGGCCAUUUUCUAGACAUGAUCUUCAGCUGCCUGUAUGGAGCCUUUUCGGUCACAUUGGGGCUUUUUUUGCUCAUUCAGCACUGUGCAAAACGUGACGAUGUGUGGCAUCGCUGGUGGGCUUGUUGUCCUAAUAAACCAAAGGUGGAGGUCAAUGGGGAAGCAGCGGGGAAUGCCAUUCCAACUACACAAAGUCACAGCCAUACGCCAUCUCACGGGCAGAAUCAAAUCCACUGCCAGGUUGACUCAUCCUGUUUGGGGAAACCUCUGCUCUCCCCACACCUCUCACCCCACUGCAAGUUGGGUAGCCUCCCCUCUACCCAGAACCACACAAGCACCUGCUGUGCCACUCUACACAGUCCUUCUUCUCUAAUCGGGAGCUCGACUCGCCCCCAGUCCCUCCCGGAUGAACUGCCCCGGCCAACCCUUCCCCUUCAGAGCUGCCUGAAGGACAGAUCUAAGACUCGCUCCUUCAACCGACCUCGGCCCUGCCUCAGGGACUACUCCUACCACAUGACCUCCACCAGCAUGGACGGAAGCGUCCACAGCUCCCACCUGGACAGCCCCCACAGCGUGCACCUGGACAACCCUCUGACCUGCCACACAUCACACCUGGACACCCAGCUGUCAUGUCAUAGCCCUCAUCCGGACAACCAGCUGCGCUGCCCGAGUCCCAUUCCUCACCUCGAGACUCUGGCCUCGCACGGUCUCCACGACAGCCUCUCCUGCCAUAGCGCACACUUGGACAGUCAGCUCUCCUGCCACAGACACAUGUGCUGUGCCAAAGCAGACCCGUUCUCGAGCAUAUGCUGCCCUAAUGCUGACCCAUUUGUCAGCCCUUGCCAGGCAGAGGAUCCAGACAUGGGAUCGUUGAUGUACAGUUGCGCCAAAAUGGCAGAUAAAGAGGACGAAAGCAUGCUGCAUUUGGAUAUAACCCCUCCACGAGUGAGCCAUGCCACGCUCGGCAGGAAAGGCACCCUCAGCCGGAGAGGGACACUGAGCCGGAACAGUAGUCAACAUGAGGAUUACGCAAUUACGUCUGACUCCACAGGUAACAUUAGGACUGGGCCUUGGAAAAACGAGACAACCGUGUAGGCCUGUGAAUGACUAACCUGUUUCUCUCGCCUGAGCUAAACUACUGUGUAGUCCCAGGGCUAUUACCCAAAGGCCCUCUCUUGUCUGAGCUAAGCUACUGUGUAGUCCCUUUGCUGUGACUUCCCUCUCUCACCCGUCCCAUACACCUUCUUCUCUUCCCCUUUAAAGAGGGUUGAACCUCUGCUUACCUCUUCUCAGACUUCAUUUCAUGUUUCAUCCCAGCUCCAUUGGGUUUGUCCUUUUGCCAUUUCGAUAUGGCAGCAAAGAUCCCAUGCCAUACAUUUUAAUUUGGACGAUCUUUUAUAAUCAAACUGAUUUUUGUACAUGUGUUUUUGGGUAUGGUUACAAAAUGUGCAACUAUGUCGUUGUGGAUGUGUGUGUGUGUGCGUGAGUGUGUGUGUUAAGUAGGUGAGAAAGAGUAGAGUGCAUGUGUUUGUGUCUAUUUGCAUGUGACAACAUGCUUGUGUGUGUAUAUACUGGAUAGCAAGAUUUCCAUUUGUGCAGAUGAGUCCUCUUUAUUAGAGCCAAAAUCUCCCACAUUUCUGUUUUGCAUUUCAGGAAAAAAAAAUAGAAGAAGAAAAUGCAUUGCCAAGUGUGAAAAAGCAGCACUUAAUUAGAUUUUCACUUUUAAAGAAACUGUGAAUUAUCACUAAGGUAAUUAAGAGUAAUCAGUAAACAUAAAUGUGAGUUAAAUGUGCCAAACAGUACAAUAAUUAAAAAGCAACUUAUGGCCUGAAUACCUGCUCUGUGAAAUGUGGAUAAUGAUGUGUGGUUGUCAUAAGGUUUUUUUUUUUUUCAUCUUCAGACAUAAAAACAGCAAACAAAUAGUC